Chlorocebus sabaeus (green monkey) is the source of this 4045-nucleotide messenger RNA. NCBI's taxonomy places the organism in Eukaryota, Metazoa, Chordata, Mammalia, Primates, Cercopithecidae. The record is from RefSeq and is a predicted model, not a curated record.
UCAUUUCCGCUUCCCCUUUUGAGCAGGCAACAGCAGUUGAAUGAGUUCAGGGAGAAAGGCAUAAUCUACAACAUGAUACUUUCUCCCUCGCUUCACCUCUGUGCCCACACCUGUGAAGGCCUUGGCCCAGCUUCGACAACUGCUUUGCCUCAAACUCAGUUUUCGACCAGCGGACAGGCACUGCUUGGGGCAUAGGCACAAAACAGACAGAAGAGAAGAGAAGUCUGUCUCAUACAUGUCCCCCAGAGCACUAAAGACAAACCUGGGACUGGGCCUUGGAAACCAAGUGUGGCAGGAGGAAGGCUGUAUGAUAUAAAGGAAGAAAGCAUGCAUCUGGAGCUCAGAACUUGACAGCAUUACUGUUACGGGAGGCUCUGAAGUCUGAGCCAGGGCCAUGGAGGCCUCUGUGCUGAGCCCCACAUCCUGGGAGAAACGGCGGGCCUGGCUCCGUCAGAGCCGUAACUGGCAGACCCAGGUCCUAGAAGAGGAGGCUGCCGCCGCCCUGCAGGAUGUCCCAGAUCCUGAGCCUUCCAGCCUGGAUGACGUUUUCCAAGAAGGGAAUCCAAUCAAUAAAAUUGAAGACUGGCUGCAGGAUUGUGGAUACUCUGAAGAAGGACUUUCUGAGGAAGCAGGACAGUUUAUCUACAGUGGCUUCUGCAGCCAUGGGACCAGCUUUGAAGAUGACUUGACCCUGGGAGCAGAGGCCACACUACUGGCCGCCAAUGGCAAACUCUUCUCCAGGAGUUUCCUCGAGACAGCCAGGCCUUUCCAGCUACUUGAUCUUGGCUGUAGUUUGGCUUCCAGCAGCAUGACUGCGGGGACCAACAAGACUAGUUCAAGCAUCUCAGAGAUUCUCGACAAAGUGCAAGAAGAUGCAGAAGAUGUCCUCUUCAGUCUGGGCUUUUGCCAAGAGGAUGACAAAGACACUUCUCGGAUACCUGCCCGAUUUUUCACCACCCCCUCUCAGGCCAAAGGCAUUGAUUUCCAGCUCUUCCUGAAGUCCCAGGUGCGGAGGAUUGAAAUGGAAGACCCCUGCCUCAUGCUGGCCAGCAGGUUUAAGCAGGUGCAAACACUGGCUGUCACAGCUGAUGCCUUCUUCUGUCUCUACUCCUACGUGUCUAAGACACCCGUCCAAAAGUUCACACCAUCCCACAUGUUCUGGAAUUGCAACCAUCCAACUGAUGUGCCAUCCAUCAGGAUUCUGUCCCGAGAGCCUGAACCCCACUCACCCAGAGACCGCCUUCGGAAAGCCAUCUCCAAGAUGUGUCUGUACACAUGCCCCCGAGAUCGGCCACCACCACCCCACAACACCCCCAGAAAGAACAGUUUGGACGAAGUUGUGUUGGAAGUGAUGGACAAAGUGAAAGAAGAGAAGCAGGUCCUCCAGCAAGACUCUGAUUUGGGACAAUUCUCACAGGAAGAUCCUGUGCCCCCUGUUGAGGGUGAAAAGCUGUCCACUUCUCCCUAUCCAUGUGUCCUCUGCUGCAAAGAGGAAACACAGCAGGGGAUGUCCACAGUGCUAGCACCAUCGCAAACUCUGGAUUCGAACCCCAAGGUACCCUGUUGCACACAUUCUCUGCCCAUAGAAGAUCCACAGUGGAGCACAGACCCAGCUCAGAUAAGGAGAGAGCUGUGUAGUCUACCAGCCACCAAUACAGAAACCCAUCCAGCCAAGGAUGAGACUUUCUGGAAAAGAAAGAGCAGAGCAAGAAAGAGCCUGUUCCAGAAGAAUCUCAUGGGCAGGAAGGUUAAGUCCUUGGACCUGUCCAUCACCCAGCAGAAAUGGAAGCAGAGUGUAGACAGACCAGAACUGCGUCGGUCUUUAAGCCAGCAGCCACAGGACACUUUUGACUCGGAGGAGGUGCAAAGCAACAGUGAAGAGGAGGAGAGUCAGAGUCGCUGGCCCAGCAGACCCAGGCACCCGCCCCACCACCAGACUUUUGCUGGCAAAGACUCGUGAAGCUUUCUCCACCACCACAACAGCAUGUGGUCUGACAGAAGUAGCUUCACAGAAGAACCUAAUUCCAACCUCUUGCAGGAAACUGCACUGCCCUCAACAUCCAGCCCCUACACCUUGGUCCUCCAAACCCCCAAAUUCUGCAGGAGAAAGGCAGCAUGGUACAUGGGAAAGAAGACCAGACUGAGUGAUUUGGAAUCUACAUCCUAAUGCUGCCACAAGCUGCAUGCACAGAAAAAGACCUUAGGCACAUCGUUUCAUUUCUCUGUACACUGGUGUAUCUACUAUGUAUGUAUUAAAAUAUAUAAUACGGACCACAGUAAACUGAACAAAGCCUUAAUUUUCUCCCAAGCUUUGACAUUGCCAAGGGCAGUUAGGAGACUUUAAGAUCAAGUUUAGGGGACAAGUUUGUUUCUAGUACUUUCAAAGGGCCCAAGCUAAGAGAGGAAGGACAUCUCACUUUCUGGCUCUAAAAGCAUGCUUCAUCUCACAGUAGGAUUCCCUCUAUACCUCUGUUCAUCCCUGUGUUCCUAACUAAAUUCCAGAAAAUCUUCCACAACACCAGAGUCCUAUCUUUCUUCUUGAGACCUCCUUUGAAGAAAUCAACUUGGAGGCUCCUCCUUAAAUCCAGUUUCUUUCUCUACCCAAAAUUUUGCAUCUUUAUAGAAAAAGAGAUAAGUAAGAUUCAGAGUCUCUUCUCCUAGCCAUUGUGGGGGAGGAAAACACUAUUUCUGCUGGCAGAAAACAAUACAAAUAAUUUUUUUUAAAUCAUGGCAUGUUUUUAAAGCUAAUUAACAGCUGUAGUUUGCUUUGGAAGUUAAAUGUUUUGUCAAUAAACAGGGCUUGAGCACAUGCAGUGCUCUCUUAGGCAGUAUGUGGUUUCAGAGCAUCUUGGACACAUUUCUCCCCUGAGAAAGUGUUAGUAUUAAUAGGAUGGGAGAAGUAAGAUAUAUGCAUUUCCAGAAGUGUAUUAUUUGGCUGCCUAAUAAAUUAUGAGACAAAAAAAAUGACAGGAAGAGAGGGACUUGAGGGAAUUUGAGGGAAAUCAUAACUAAAAGUGAAAAGGAAAAAAUUACACCAGACAUGAUAAACAGAAGUUGAUUUUGUUCUGAUGCUGUUGCCAGCAUUAGGGGAGAAGGCACAAACUAAAUCUGAUACCUAGUGAGGCAGAGACAAAGGGCUAGGGUGGAAAAAUUUUAAACCAUCUGUGUUUACUAAUUCGCCAUACCGAAAGAAAAAAAUGAACUUUCUCCUAUUAAGAUAGUUUUGCAAUUUGGAAAAAGCCCCCAUUCCAAGUUUCCUACCCUUCCCACCCACAGAAACAAGGAGACAGGGGCACAACCUUCCUUGAUGUUUGCAUUUCAGAGGUGGUUCUCAGGUCCUAGAGAAAGAUAUUCCUGAGUUGUAAAACUGGAAAGAAGCUGUGAGAAGAUUUACAUCUCAAGAAAUAGAAAGAACUACCAUACAUUUUUCUAAAGCAAAUAUUCUUAAGGGAAGUCAAGGGCCUGGAGUCAGGAAGAAACCUAUCUGGGCAAGCUGAGGGGAAAGUUAAGGCUAUCUUGGUCACGAGAGAACAGAAAGAGCUGAGAGUAUUUCAUUUAAAGAAUGAUAUAGUCCAUUCUCACACUGCUAUAAAUAAAUACCUGAGACUGGGUAAUUUAUACAGAAAAGAGGUUUGAUUAGCUCAUAGUUCUGCAGGCUAUAUAGGAAGCACAGCAACAUCAGCUUCUGGGGAGGCCUCAGGGAGCUUUAACUCAUGGAAGGCAAAGUGGGAGCAGGUAUCUUACAUGGUGUGAGCAGGAGGAACAGAGAAAAAGGGAGGUGCUAACACUUUCAAAUGACCAGAUCCUGUGAGAAGUCACUCACUAUACAGUACCAAGGGGAGAUGGUGCUAAACCAUUAAUGAAAACUCUACCCGGCAAUCUAAUCACCACCCACCAGGCCCCACCUCCAACAAUGGGGAUUACAAUUUGACAUGAGGUUUGGGCAGGGAAGCAGAUCCAAACUGUCAGGCCUCUGAGCCCAAGCUAAGCCAUCAUGGCCCCUAUGACCUGCACGUAUAUAUCCAGAUGGCCUGAAGCAAGUGAA